AUAUACAAUAAGCCUAAAAGCUAAAAAAUAAUAUAUACAACAAAAAUAUACAAGAAAAUUAUAUUAAGAGGAGGAAAGACUAUUCAGACUAUUACAUACAUAUACCAGUUGAGAUCAAAUUGGGCUGUAUGUGACCCCUGAACUAAAAUGAGUUUGACAUCCCUGACGUGUGGAGUAUGUUGCAGGUGUGAUGGCGCUUUUAUUUUGAAAGCGGACUGUCUACUCCUGCGUUUGAAGCUAAAUGUGACGUCCCAGCGAUGCUAACUGAGCUAGUUGGUUAGCAAAAGGGACUGAACCCAUUUUAACCUAAGUGACACAGUGAGUGUGUUUACAUAUGGGGCUUAGUGGCUGUUGGUGUGAGUGUUUGAACCGUGACCGAUACUUCACCUGUCUUGUUCGCCUCUUUGGACUCACCAACUACUCUAUGUAAGAUGAACACUGAUGACAAGUUGGAGGGUAUGCUGCUAAAGUGCAGCAGUGGAGGAAUAGAUGGAGGAGGGAGAGUUGGGCUGGGCAGCGGAGGGGGACUAGUGGUGAUGACCCUGGGGGAGCGAUCACUGGCAAACCACCCUCUGCUGGCUGAGGAUGACGAGGACGAGGACGAAGAUGAGGACUUGACCGGGAGCUCGCUGGUUACUCAUGACCUGGUUCCUCCCGAGCAGCUGAUGAUGCAGGAGGAGAUGACAAAGAACGGUGGCGAAGAGGAGGGAGGAGGCGAGGUGGGAGUGCAUUUCCCCCUAAAACUCACCCAUAAGUUGCCCUGCUUGCUUCAUAUGCCACUGAGCAUAAAGCAGGAACUGAAGCUGUCUGAGCCUGCAGUCCAGAUGAAGAAGGAUAAAAAAGCAGUGAAGGACCUGAUUGUGUGUCCCAAGAAGAAAAAAAGGAAGCAGCGUUCACCAGCAAAGAUUCUCAACAUCAAUGAUGAUGGAUCACUUGGGAUACAAAACCCCAAGUGUCAUGUGUGUGUUCACUGUAAUGCAGCAUUCAGAACCAACUACCAUCUACAGAGGCAUGUCUUCAUUCACACUGGUGAAAAGCCAUUUCAGUGCAGCCAAUGUGACAUGCGCUUCAUUCAGAAAUAUCUUCUCCAGAGACAUGAGAAAAUCCAUACUGGUGAGAAGCCGUUUCGCUGUGAUGAGUGUGGUAUGAGGUUCAUCCAGAAGUAUCACAUGGAGAGACACAAGAGGACACACAGUGGAGAGAAGCCCUACCAAUGUGACUAUUGUCACCAGUACUUCUCCAGAACAGACCGGGUUUUAAAGCACAGGCGAAUGUGUCACGAAAACAGAGAGAGGAAGACCAACAAAGCUGCUGGUAAAGUUGGACCUUUGCGUGAAGCAGAUUCUGUAGGCAUCCCCUUCCUUGCCAAAGAGUGUUCCCUGCCCAAGAAGAAACGGCAAAAGUGUGCAGACAAGUUGCAGAGUUCAGGCGCUUCCACUGCUGCCCAAACAGAAGGGCACGCUGCCCCUGCUCCAGAAACAGAAGAGAAAGAGGAGCAGAGACAGAAUAAAAUUGAAGGUCUACCUCUGUAUGCUGUGUCCUCCAAAGUCAAACACGAGUACGUGAUUGCUGACUAUUCUGUGGAACUUCCUGAAGAAACGGCAAGCCAACACCAAGAAGUAGAGGGGUCAUCAGAAGAGACGACUCCUCCUAAACUAGUCCUGAAGAAGGUCCCCAAGAGAAGUCUAAAACAACCCAGUGAACCAACUCCGCCAUGCCUGUCCACUCUGUCUUCCUUCGAGGAUAACAGCAAGGACGCACAGUAUACCUUUGAAAUAGUGGACAAGCAAGGCCUUUUAGACGUAGAAAGCAACACUGAACAUGAGUCAGUCGAAACUCUUCAAGGAGGACCAACAAAGCCAGCAGCCAGCAGCACAAACUACGAUGACGCCAUGCAGUUUCUCAAGAAAAAACGUUAUCUUCAAGCUGCAAUGGCCAAUAACAGUCGGGAUUAUGGCCUGAACACGAGCAGCGUCUCCUCUCAGGCACCUGUUACACAAACUGUGGUGUCAACCGUCAUUGACGAAACUGUACCUGCCACCAUCCUGGAGCCCCAGCCCAUUAACACAGAGAUUAAGGCGACUCAUGAUAGGAACGUGUUGCCAGAUGAGGUUCUUCAGACUCUGUUGGACCAUUACUCCAACAAAGCCAACGGGCAAUCAGACAUUUCCUUUAGUGUGGCUGACACAGAGGUUACUUCAAGCAUAUCCAUUAACUCCUCUGAUGUUUCAGACAGCAGCCCUGUGGAGAGUCUCGGAGCCUCUAGUGCCCAGACUCAACCACCUACCGAGAAGGUCAGUCUCUUGCAAGAGUACUCCAAAUUUCUCCAGCAAGCACUGGAGAGGACCAGCCAGAACGACAGCUACCUGACGAGCCAGAGCCUCAGCUUGGUCUCCGAAAACCCCACCUUAGCCGGACAGCCUCUGUUCUCCACUGAGAAACAGUUUCCUUCCCCCAGUAGGUUCAAAUCAGGGAUGAGCUCUCCAUUAAGAUCCACUUUAGAGAAACCUCACUUUGGAUUACUGGUUGGAGACUCCCAGCACUCAUUUUCAUUUUCAGGUGAUGAGACCACACCUCCCUCCGCAGUAUCCCCAGCGGAGGAGGACUUCCUGGAACAGGUUUCAACCUCUAAAAAGAUAGACUCGUCACAAGGGAUACUGCAGACUUUUCAAAUAAGCUCCUUUGAUCCAAACUUCAAAUCUCAUUUCCAGACGACAAGAUCUGGACCCUCCUCACAGUUUACUGUUGCCAACGGACAAGUAAGUCUACGAGGUCACAGCACAGACUUCUCAGAGUUCCCCUCAGUUAGAGUCACUGAGACCAGGUCCCAGCUGACCUCCUCACCUGAUGUUUCAACAAGCGAAACCUUUGGCUGAAGGGAGGGAAGAAUUCAUUUCUGUUAAUAAUUUCAGCAGCACUUUAUCUCAUGUCACCUGUUUUGCCAAAAUGAGUCCUGUUGCAAAUAUGUGCUCUUUCUUAAAGCAUUUUGAUAUAAAACAUAUUAAUGUUUUUGUUUAUGUCAUUGUUCAGUUCAAACCUCCUAGAAUGUAAAUAUUGAAAAUUGGAAGAAAAACAAAUAGAUAUUGGCGUUUCCCCCUUAAACAAAAAAAAAAAAAAGGAAUUAGUGCAUGGGUAUAUUUCUUGCUCCAGAAUGUCUUGAAUUGAGAGAUUAAGCGACCAAAGUUAAUACAAAAGAAAUAGUGAAAUAUUCUCUCACACCACUGCCAUGGAGUUUUUUUUAUGUUGUUGUCAAUCAGUUUGCCUUGCACAAAAAUUAUAAAGUCAGUCUUGCUGCUUAAUGCAAUAUUUCCACUUGACAUCUAAGAUGUAGGCCCUAUUUAUGGAUGCCCUUUUUCUGUCAGCUACCUCCCCUUGCUGUUCAUCUGGUAAAACAAAUUACAAGUUAGUAAUCACUCCUAAAAUAGUUUUAUUGUAGAGAUAUAACUCCUCUCUAAUUGCCUAUUGAAAUUACAUCAUGAUUAGAGCACCAUGACUUUAUGUUGAAGCCACUUUACUCUCACCUGAAAUAGGUGUUUCCACAUGAUACGUGUAAUGAAUGAAAAGAUUUAACUGAUUGUAUUGAUCUGAUAUUGAUCUGAGUCCAGUGUGUUUUUUCAUUGAUCGAUUGGGUCUGAAUUGAUGGCUGUGAUGGCCAAUAAGAAAAAAAGUAUAGUUCUCAUUCAUACAUGUUUGAUAUGGCCAAUUUGAUUGAUUUUACAAAUGUGACAUGCUGGGCUGUGUUAAAUUAAAAAGCACCAACAAUCCCCCCCGCCCCUCCUCCUCAUCCCUCACGUGUGGAGAUAUCAGCUGCACACAUGUAACGGUUGCAGGAUAAUUGUUAUUUUUAAUAGUAUAAGUGGUUUGUAGUGAAAUUACUUAAAAGGAUUGUGCUUAAGGUUUGCACAAUUUGCACAUUUUUCACUACAAAGGAAUGUAGUACUUACUAUCACAGUGGAGGAAGACCUGUACUCACGAUUUACAGAAUUAUUUCUGUUAAAUGAAAUGUCUAAGUUUGACCCAGAGACGAUGCUCUUUGCUUUAGUCACUAAUGAUGUAGCUGCUGUUGCUACCUUAUUAUUAUUAUUAUUAUUAUUAUUAUUCUCGGAAGAUGUAGAGGUUUUAAUAUGGCUAUAUAAUGAAAAUACACAGUAAUGUGGAAAUGAGGUGCUUGUUUUUCCAUUUUUAUUAGUUUUGCAUCUGUGCCUUUUUUUUUUUAUUCCAGCCUUUUCUAUACUUAUUCCUGUUUAAAUAUGUUUUAAUUUUCACUUAGUCGAUGCUCUAAGGCUACCAACUCCACUCGCACAAUAAUGACAAACAUAUAAGCUAUCCAUCUGUUCAGCCUGUCAUCUUACAUUGAGAUCUGGGAGCUUCAUUUAAUCUUGCCCAUCAUAUAUUUGCUGUUUUUCAAUUUUUGCAAGAAAUUGCACCAAGAUGAUACAAGCUAUUGUAAUAAAAUAGCAUUUUCAAAGACUGUGUAUAUGAGCACAGAAACAUGUUAUAGAUAUAUGCAGGUUUGAUAACUGGUCAUCACCUCUUUGCUAGAUAUCGUUAUUAAGCCACAUCUGUCCAGGUCUUGUUGAAACAAAGCGGUUGGAAGUACAAAUAGUUAAGUGAGGUUUCUUCUGUACUUCAUUAGACAUUAGAUUGUUUUCCUGUGUACGUGCGAUGUGUUAGGUGCUAUCGUGUAAAACACUCUUAAUGUGCAGCAUCAUGUUAGGUUUGAACAUUUAAUGUUAAGCUCCCUCUUGUUACAACUCUUUUGACAAUCAGGGACAGACGGCACCCACGUUGAUCAUUGAAAUACUUUAUUUUCUUCCUCAUUGAACAUUCCCUCUAGAAUAUAUGGAAAAUGUCCUGCUGUAAAUACAUUGUAUAUUUUUUUAUGUUCUGAGAAGUACUGUUAGAUCUGCGUGUCCGUAGAGAGACGAGGCUUGUGCUAGAGACUCUCUUUGUCUGUGGAAGGCAUAUUCAUUUUGUUUUUCCAGCAUUUAUUAGAUUUAACAGUGAAUCUGUCUCACUUGUUGUCGAGAACGUGGCUUUUCUGAGGUUUGUAUAUAUCUUCACCACUGUUAUCCGAGGAAAAUUGACUCUUCUUUUUUCUUUUCUUUUUUUAGUUUUUAUUACUGAUUGGUUAAAGUGAAUUUUCUAUUUCUUUUGCAAAUUAAUGCAGUUGAUUGUACAUUAUGAUGGAUUUUUACUGUAUACAACUGUUUGUAAUGAAAGAAAAGCCCCUGGGGGAAAAGAUAAUUUUGGUUUGAACUAAUACUCUAAUAAAAUUGUUUUAGUAUCAAAUUCUCAACCUGAACAGCUAUAGAGAAAAAUAUAAUGAGGGUGGAAUAUUACUUGAAAAUAAUAGCUCUGUGGUUUCUACUAGAUACCCAUUUCAUCAUAAGCAAUUAUUAAAAGCACAGCGCAGAUGAGUAAUUCUGCUUGGGUAAAUUGUAUCCUAUGGUGGAGAAUCUUGAAUUCAGCUCUUUAAAAAAAGCAAACCUAUUGAUGGAGAUUCAUGACUUAUAACAGCAGUACUAUGGUUUUUUUCUUCUUUUUUUUCCUCCUUUUAACUAUUGUCAAUAACCUGGCCAUAAGUGUCCUUGUAUAAGCUAGAGAAAAAAAGGUUUUGUGUAAAGAUCUGAAUUAUGAACUUUUUUGAUAAAAACUAUUUUUGAAACAUGUCAUUUAAGGCACUGAUAUGUACAGUAUAUCAUAUGCAGUCACUAUUGCUACCCUCAUUUAUCUCUGUACAAGUCGUUUGUGUCAAGAUCUUUCAACUAUAGAUGUGAGUCUCCUUUUGACUAGCAUUUUCAUACUUUUAAAGAGCUUGAUGAGGAAGCCCUGCAACGUCACUGUGGGGGGUCUGAUCUGAGGUUUAUUUGCAUGGUCUCUAACUUGUUGGGUCGAGUGAACGUGUUUUAUGGAUAAUGUGCAGCUUUAAUUGUAGCUGAUUAAUUUCAGUAAAGUAACCCAUAUGAUUAGAGUUUUGCAAUAUAUUAUGAUUUGUAAACAAUCUGAUUCAAUUGUUGUUUUGAUUGUUGUGUGUCAUGUCCUUAUAAAUAAAAGAAUUCACAGAAACUGA
Messenger RNA from Scomber scombrus (Atlantic mackerel), 6073 nucleotides. It is a transcript of the gene znf148, whose product is annotated as zinc finger protein 148. Gene Ontology annotation, molecular function: RNA polymerase II cis-regulatory region sequence-specific DNA binding; DNA-binding transcription factor activity, RNA polymerase II-specific. NCBI's taxonomy places the organism in Eukaryota, Metazoa, Chordata, Actinopteri, Scombriformes, Scombridae. The coding region runs from base 432 to 2876 and encodes 814 amino acids. The record is from RefSeq and is a predicted model, not a curated record. The transcript is spliced from 7 exons. Gene Ontology annotation, biological process: regulation of transcription by RNA polymerase II.